CCAGAAAGGCUCGCUUAGAGCGCAUGCGUGUAGGGAGAAAACUAGAGCGAUAGAGAGAAAAAGACGCCCAGCUCAGCAAACCAUCGAGCGAUGGAAAAUCGGUAGCCUAGAAGGGACCCCACCAGAGGAAGACCAAGGCGGCGGAAAGGAGCAACGGCCCGGCGCUCGGUUUCCCCGCGCUCCUGGUGAGGCGUUGGGCUCGCAUUUAGGCCUCAGACCAGGCGGGGGGAGGUUGGGGGCCGAGAGGGCGGGGAGGGGGAGGAGCCUCUGGAGGGUCUCGGGCGGGAAAGCGCCUUUGUUUGCUGACCGGAUUUCCUGGUUGUGAGUGGUUUUUUUUUAAAUCCUCGGUUCUCCCUUGCGUAGCUCCCAAGGUGGGGAAGGCAGAGCAGGGGCUCUAGCACCUCAGAGGUUUGUGGCGCCGUCGUUUCCUCCUCCUCCUUCCGCGCAAGGCACGUAGAAGCGAGGGCCUAAAGUUCCGCGCGGAGAGGUUUUUCUUGCAUCGCAGGGGGCGGGCGAAGAAACACACACGCGCGCAAGUUGUCCUGCAAGUGCUUCUUUCGUGAGAGAGAAUAUUCCCUCUCUGUUGCAAGGGAUCAGGGACGAGAGAGGCUUCUGCUGCGAAGUCACAGAGUCCAGGUCGGUCUAGAUUUCGUCGCGACAAAAGACUCUCUUGAGUGUAAGAAUAUUGUGCUCUUUAUUAAGCCGAUUUGUUUCUUCGUCCUUGUUUCCUUACAUUUCUAACCCCGGCCUCCUUCCCUGUUACGGAGAUCGAAGGAGGCCUCGCAUUUAAGCAGAAAAUUGGUAUUUUUUUUACUCCAGUCUGUAUUCCCGCUCGGGGGAGUUGAGACAGUAGCCGAAAAGUACAGGUGAACGAAUGGAGGAGGGUGUUGGAUGCGGGUGAUGCUUGGAGGGGUGGAAGCUUCCAGGGCAAGGAGAGAACCAAAGAGGGAGAGCAAAGGCUGCAAGAAAAUACAGAUAUUUCUUAACCUUCUUAGGAAGGUAAUUCUGGCAAAGAAAUGUCUGGGUGGAUUGCCUUGUUAAAGGGGUUUGAGGGAUGAUUCAGAGCAUAAUUUGGAAAUCCUGCUUUUUUGGAUUUGUAUAACUCACUGAAAGCAGAAUGUGAAGUAGAUUGAUCAGUAAGCAGUAUUACCUGCUGUUUGGGUGAGGCGGAACAGUCUGAUUAAAAUGAUGUGCUGUACAGUAUUGUAUUGCCUAUUUUAGAUGUAACACUGGAGUGUUGUGGUGAAGAGUAAUUAACAAAUAUACUAAUAUACUUGGAACUAGUGGACAUAGUUUAAGAAUUUUGAGAUUGUUACAUGAGGUUUUCUUUAAAGACUGUUGGGUUAAAAAUGAUUAUACAUAAUGAAAGUUCUUAAUAUGUAACAUAUAACUUGGUUUCAUAGAAUAUUUUGGAAACAGCACAGUUUGAAGCAUCUGUAGGAAGGCAAAGAUUGUUCUUCUCAAACUUGUGAGGCAAAAAUGUUCCUGUUGAUUUUUAUGCAUUUUUAGUACUGUUACUGCUACUCUGAAGAGCAAAUAUAAAUAAGGAAAUGCAAGAAGAAUGUUCAGAAUAAUGGCAUGGUUUUUAGGGCAGAUAAUUUUACUGAAGGUUACUUGGGUUUAGAAAAAGAUGCUGGCAGAUUCAUAUAAAAUAGUGAAAAGAAUGUUCACUUGGUUGUGAACAGCAGUUCACUUGGCUGUCAGAGCAGCAGGCUUAAAACAAAAUCCUUGUUUCACAACAAGCAAUUCUGAGAAGCCUAAAGUUUUCAUAGUCAAAAGGUUAGACAAAGUAGUGUGAAAUAUAGCACCAUAAGAGAGGAAGCCAAAUUACUACUAGACCUUGAGACUGGAAGUACCGUAUUUUUCAUCCCAUAGGACGCUCUGUCCCAUAGGACGCACUUAGUUUUUUUGGGGGGAAAUAAAGGAUUUUUUUUUUUCUGCGGGAACUCCCGAGGGCUCCCCAGGCUUGCUGAUAGCUUCCUGAAGCCUGGAGAGCGAGAGGGGUCGGUGCGCACCGACCCCUCUUGCUCUCCAAGCUUCAGCGAAAGCCUAUAUUCGCCCCAUAGGACGCACACAGAUUUCCCCUUCAUUUUUGGAGGGGAAAAAGUGCAUCCUAUAGGGCAAAAAAUACAGUAAAUAUUGUCACCAAUCUUGUGGUAGUGAAUUCCAUAGUUUAACAUUCUAUUACUGUAUUACAAGAGAGGGAAAAAUGUGUUUUUAUUUCUGAUUUCUCUAUACCGUGUUUAGUUUUUAUAAACCUGUAUUAUGUUUAAUCUUUCUUUUUCUAAAUGGAAAUAAUUUUUUCCUGGUUAGUUAUUACCAGUUCAGCGUCCAUUGGUAUAUAUAUGAAAUUGAUAUUUUUUGCACCAAAGUUCAUCAUACUACUCUUAACAACUUCAUUUGCCUCCUUCUUCUUUGGCGAUCACUUGUAGCUGAGUAAGAUUGUCUUCCAUGAAUAUGGUCUUAAUAGUGAGUCCAUAAGUGACUGUGGAGGCCAAUUCUUAUGUUGUUGUUUCACUCCAUGCAGAAAGAUCCUUUUGAAAUGCUUUGUGAUCUGUUUUGGUGUUCACUACUGUAAAAGAAAUUGGUGCCACCCACAAACUUGGCCACAUUGAAUAACUCUGUUCUGUGAACCCAGCAUAAAUAUUCUCCCAAGUUCUUUGCCUUUUGCCUUUGCAUGGGAAGAAAUAAGAGUGAUUUUCAAUGGACUUUUUCAGGAGGCAGAAGCAGCAAUGCAUGCAUUGUGCAUUUUGAAUUUCUUUUUUUAAAACACCAGUCUUUUAGGAAUGUGCAUAUCUUAACAGUCUUUUUGUACAUUCUCUGGUCAAGAUGCAUAUUUAUUUACUAAUUUUAUAUCGUAUCCUUAGUUCCAGAGGAACCUGGGCAGCAAACAAGAGGCAAAACAGCAAAAAUACCUUCAAAAAUAUCUUAACAAUAGUUCUGAUAUGCACAAAAUCAGACUGGAAAAGAUCUCAACUUAAAAAGGCUGUUGAAAGAAGGUCUUCAGUAGUCACUGAAAAGACUACUGAAGACUUGUUUAAUAUUCAAGAGGAGGAAAUUCCAAAGGAUAAGUGCCACAACACUUAAGGCCCAAUUCCUGCAUUGUGUGGAAUGGAUCUAUUUAAAUUGUAAUAUCCAAGAUGCAUUGGAAAAUGUGUACGCUGUGGCAGAAUUGUGUACAAUGCCUGCUCAAAAAGAACAUCCUGUGGCCAAUAUAUGGAGCCUUGAAGGAAUAUGUCCUGUUUCUGUCUCUAGUUGCUGCAGUCUACAAGGAUCCAGGGCACAAGCCUUAUGCAUAGUCUCUGGGGUGUUGCUGGAGAAAGUGGAUCUGUCUUCCAGUCAGUAUAAGAAUUACACAAACGCAUGUUUCAAAAUAGCAAAACACAAAUGUAGAAAAUGCAAUAGUUUCAGUGUUUAUACCCUUAAGGAAGAUACAAAAUACUGUAAUAAACCACUGAUAACCUUGCUCACCAGACAGUGGCUACAGCUUUGGUAUUGUUUCCCCUCAGAAUCUGAUCUGGGCGUUGGGGGGAGCCCCUAGAGCUGAUUUUGAGGGUAUGCAGGGAGAGAAAGGGGAAGUCUUGAGUGGAACUCUGCCAUCUGUGACUUAUUUCUAAGUAACCAUGUAUAGGAUUGGACUCCCUGUCCCUGAUGUUUUUCUCCCUGUUUUUCUCUGAAAUGAAUAUCUUGCUGGAAUAAGCACUUGUCAUUUUUCCUACAUAUUUAGGGUGGUUUAUCUUGACAUCUUGGCGCUCCCACCCUGCUCUUGUGAUUGUGGUGCAAAUCCCUCAGGAUGCCAGCGGCACUUGCAGAAAACAGUCAGGUGAUCUGCGAAGUAUGGGCAAAUAAUCUAGAAGAGGAAAUGAGAAAAAUUCGGGAAAUAGUUCUUAGUUACAGCUACAUCGCAAUGGUAAAUAUGUCUUCCAGUAUUCAGCUUUCUAAAUAUAGGAUUUAUAUGUAGACAAAUGAGUUAUUAUAGCUUAAAUUAGUGUGUUAAGCUAAUUGGUAGAUGUGAUAUAACACCUGAUGAAAUUUAGGAGGAUUUUCAGUGUCCUUAAUGCAGAUUGAGAUAUCAGAUGAGCAAAUGCCUAGCUUCUUUGGUUUGGGCUGUAGGGGAUGAAGCUAUAAGCAAGUACAAAGUUCCUUUUGCGAUGAGGUUAAACCUAAGAGAAGCUCCUUCCCAGCCAACUCAUAUGACAGCCUAGAUUGAUAAAAGACACGGUAUGUGAAGAUGCCUUUAGCGUGCACCAUAGCCUAAUUAUUAAAAGAUUGUAGAGUUAUGUAGAUUAAAUAGUCUCUAGUUCACUGAGUGACCACAACCUAAGAUAAUGGGUUCUUCUGUUCCAGAAUCUGAAAAUAUGUAGUGUUCAUGUGCGAAAGAGCCAUGUCCCUUCCUCUUUAGCUUAUGCUAAUCCUAUGUGAAACUGAAAAAUUGUAUUUCAGUCAGGAACAGUUCACAUGUUCCGGAACAUGGCUUAGAGUUGGGGGAGCAGGACUCUAAUCAGUCUGAGGUUUGCUUUUUUACUUUUAUUAAGCUAAUUAGACUACUACAGUUUAAAUUGUAGGCGAAGAAAACCUUUUUUUGUUGUUGUUGCAUUCCUGUUGUCCUUCAUUCCCUUGUCCCUCCCAGUCACCUUGUAUCUCUACUCCUUCCGUUGAAUUCAGGGGCACAUGAAGGAUUCACUUUGCAGAUAGUGCACAGAUAGUGCCUGCAACAGGCUGGAAAAACAGCUGCCAAGGGCAUCUGAAUCACCAUGUGCCUCUGUAUCCAGGGGGAGGAGUGGCUAUGCAGUUGUAGUGAUGCAGGCAUUCUCUCACUUUAUCUCCCAUUUUAGAAUGGCUGGGGGGACCCAGAUGUUUCACCAAAGAAGGAAAAGGGCCACAAAAAGAGAAACUGCAGUUGGCUAUAGGCAUUAUUUUAUGCAUGCUUAAUUAACUUUUCGUGACGCUGAUGCCAGGAAGCCGGCAACUGCAGAAUUCAGGAGAUAGUCUGUGGUGUUUAUUGCAUUGGUGUGUGUGUUAUAUCUGUGAAUAGAACUUACAAGGUUUGGGUUGGACUUCUCUUUGUUUUUCUAGGACACAGAGUUUCCUGGGGUGGUUGUUCGACCAAUAGGUGAAUUUCGCAGCUCUAUAGACUAUCAGUAUCAGUUGCUCCGAUGCAAUGUUGAUCUGCUGAAAAUCAUCCAGCUAGGUCUGACCUUCACAAAUGAGAAAGGCGAAUACCCUGCUGGGAUCAACACAUGGCAGUUUAACUUCAAGUUCAAUCUUACGUAAGUCUUCAAAGUUGGGGAAUGUCUGAAUCAGUUUUUCUCUGAAAGGUUCCCACAUAGGAGGAAGAGCUGCUUGCCAGCUAGGAAAAAAUCCCAUCUCAAUAUGAAGGGGUUAUGUUUCAAAUCAAUGUGCCAGCACAGAAUGAUGGUUUUUUUGUCAAAAUGUUAUUAAAAAUCACUUUUAAACCUAGGAUUAUUACCAAUUUGUUCGGGCUUUAAGUCUUUAGCAGGCCCUUCACCCUAAUCAGGAAAAAGUAUUUCUUGUAAGUAUCAUUAUAACUUUUUAAUUUACGAAUUGCCUUUUACAUGCUUCUCAUGGUAGUUUGCAAAUAUGCCAUACAAGCAGCACAAAAAACAAAUCAAGGCAAAUGUUUAUUAUUUUUAAACCUAAAGGAGAUACUUUUUUAUCCAGCUGGAAAAUAUUGUCAAAACAAAAAUGUCUUCCAUUUUUUUUUUUACCCCAAGUAUAUGGCAAGAAGCUGCCAUUUUUUAUGGUAAAUGUAGACAUAGUGGCCCUGCAUUUACUCAAAUGUUCUGGGGCCUUUGUACUUACACACUCCCAAUCUCCUAUUUCUUUGUGGACCUUCCUCUCUCAUUCCCCAGUGAGGAGUUUAUGCUGGAGAGUCUGGAAGUGUGCUCUCACUUUGCACAGGGAUAGCAGCUGUUCCUCAUACAAGCUUGCCUGGGUUUUGAUAUCUUAGGGGGAGGCCCAUCACCUUCACAGGCAUGCUGUGUGGAGCCAUGGGAGAGGGCCUUCUUGGUGGCUCCUCCCAGACUUGGGAACACCUUCCCUAGAGAAGCAAGACUGGCUCCCGUUUUGCUGUCCUUCUGAAGCAGGGUUGGGGUGGGUUUAAGACUUUCUUGCUCCAAGAUGCUUUUGGGAAUUGACUUCUUUUAAUGAAAGGGCUACUGUCGUGCUGUUUCUGUUGUAAUUAUUUCCAUGUUUUACCCUGAUUUUAUAUAUGUAUAUAGUUUUAAUUCUAUCAAUAUUUAAUUGCUUUUAGAUUAUUGUUUUUCCCCUGUGUUUUUAGUGGUUCAUGUUUUUAUCUGUAAUCUGUCUUGAGCCUCAUUGGGAGAAAAGGAGGGUUAUAAAUAAAUAUUAUAAAAGUUCCAUUGAUUCAUUUAGGCACAGUGAAGACCUGAUAUAUAACAUUUAUUUGCCCUUCUCACUAGGGAAGAUAUGUAUUCUCAAGAUUCAAUAGACCUUCUUGCAAGCUCUGGAUUGCAGUUUCAGAAGCAUGAAGAGGAAGGGAUUGAUACCUUGCAUUUUGCUGAACUACUUAUGACCUCUGGUGUGGUGCUCUGUGACAAUGUCAAGUGGCUUUCAUUUCACAGGUUUGUCAAAUAGCAUUUCACUUCUAACAUUUAGCCACUUUUAUGUUAUGUUGUGAAAAAUUUAUGCUUGAUUGUAGAGUUUUGAAUAUCCCAUAAAACUUACAUUGGGGGCCUUUGACAGAGAAGCUGGGAGCAAGUGCUUUCCGCCCUCCCCUUCUGCUUAAGUCCCCUUAACUUGAACGGGUUAUUGAGUGAGGUAAUUAUGAGAGAUGGGAAAGGUGCUGAAAUUCUUUGUGCUAAAGUAAGACUCCACAGUGUAGGAUUCUGCAUCACUGUUCUGUGCCCUUUGCAAAUAAAUAUAAGCUUAUUAGUCGGCCCCCUGCAGAACAAAGCCUGCAUUGUAGGGGGUUGACUAGAUGACCCUCGGAGUCCUUCCAAUCCUACAAUUCUGUGAAGCAUUGUCUUGUUUUUAGUUUUCAGAACUACCAGCACUCAAGUGCUUGCUGUUGAUUAAAUUAAGUACAUGAUUCACUAUGAAUUCCAAAAAGACCCUAUUUGGGAAAUGUUCUUUCCCUGCCAGAAAUCUGCAGUAGUUGAGCGUUGAGCAUGUACUGUUAAUUAAUGUUGAUAAUAAUGAUAACCUUGGCUUCAAGGUACCUUCUAGUAACUGCUUCUAGGAUAUCUCCUAGUAACAGCAUUUUAGUAGUACCAGCCAGGUUUGAAAAUAAUGCAUUUAAACCACUGGUUGAUCUGUCUUUGCAUAAUUCCUUCCUCAGUGGCUAUGACUUCGGUUAUAUGGUAAAACUUCUGACAGAUUCAAGGCUUCCAGAAGAAGAACAUGAGUUCUUUCAUAUCUUGAACCUUUUCUUUCCAUCUAUAUAUGAUGUUAAGUACCUCAUGAAGAGCUGCAAAAACCUAAAGGUACAGUACUUGAUUUUACUGUAAUUGCAAAAUUUGAGAUACAUUGGUUGCUGCUUUGUAUAGAUGUAAACAAAGUGAGCUGAAAUAUGGAUUAUUUGGUAGGUUUAUGGCUUUUAAAAUAAUAAAUAGUAUAACAAUAGUAGAAUUGGUUUGAAUUGCAACUCCCUCUUACUGCUGGGCUGGGUACAUGACCAGCAUCUUCACAGUGUUCCAUCACUUCCUUCCUAUUAACCAGACUACCAAAUCUCCCUGAUAGCAGAGCAGAUGAGCUUUGCCAAGAUGAGGGGUGUGUGUGGGAAUCUUCCUUGCAUUGAGAGGGAGUGUGGGCUGGUAACUGCAAUGGAGGGUUGAAUAGAGCUGAAGAAGGGACAGAAAGAGAGACUGGGGGUUGGGGACAGCUGAAAGCAGAUAAAACCAAGCUGCCUUUAUGCUUUCUUAGAGAUGGGUAUAGGGUGUGGAAAACAAUGAUGGAGAAAAAGAGCUGACUCAGCCUCAGCCACUGUUAAUAUGGCCCACAGAAAAAUGGUUCCCUGCUACUGGCCUACUAUUUGAUGACCAGUGUCACAUGCUCCUUGCAAUAAACAACUAUUGUGUGAGUGGCAACCUACUGUACCAUGGUGUCAUUCAAUACAAAUGGCAGAAGUGUGCACUCGAUCCUUGCUCUGUGUGAGUAAUCGUGCACAAAUGCCUCAUUCACCAAGCUGUUUUCACACCAGUGUUAUAGGGAGUCUUCCUGUGAUCUGAUGUGGUACUCUGAAAGAAGUUUGCGACUGGUCUCUGGCGACCUAGAAUUUUUUUGUUUUGUUUUACAUUUUGUGAACUGCACUUUUAUUACUGUUCACUUAAAUUUAUGACUCAUGGGUUGAUCAAAUUGAGUUUGGAGGCAAAUGUCCAAAUGCCAAUCCUGAGGCUUGUACUAAGAUAUCCCGAUAGCAAAAUUGAACUUGUUUGAUAGCUCUGUGUUUGUAUUGUAGUUUCUAAAGCUUGCUGGUAUAGUAACUAUAAAUUCUUGUCCAAGGUUAACCUUAUUAAUAAAUACAAGUCUAACCCUUGGCCUUCGAUUUGAAAUUCUUGUAAAAUGCUGUGAGCUCUCUAAUUGUCAUAGGCAGAGAAGACAAGAAGUGAGGUGGAUUAGGUCUGAUUUCUUCUCUCUUGCAGGGAGGCCUUCAGGAAGUUGCUGACCAGCUGGAUUUACAGCGGAUUGGACGGCAGCACCAAGCUGGAUCAGACUCGCUACUCACUGGGAUGGCAUUCUUCAGAAUGAAAGAGGUAGGCAUGUCUUGUCUCCUACCAAAUAGUGAGAGUGUGCAGUAGCUUGCCAGCAAAUUCUAACCACCUUGGUAUCUCCAGCUUUCCUUUGACUAGACAGAGUUUCCCUUUCCAUGGUUUCUGCAGUUGGUUAGUCAUAUGAUACAACUUGUGACGUGUAUUUUUUUCUGUUUUGCAGUUGUUCUUUGAGGACACAAUUGAUGAUGCAAAGUACUGUGGGAGACUCUAUGGCCUUGGUACGGGAGUGGCUCAGAAACAGAGUGAAGAUGUAGAAGCAGCUCAAGAGAAAAUGAGUAUUCUGGCUAUUAUCAACAAUUUGCAGCAGUGACAACAGAAUGCUGUUCAACAGAACAUGGGUCCAUGAGGGCAAGCUUCCUCCUUUAAAGUGUUACAUCUCAAACACAUGGCAGAAGAACUAGCGUUUUUACAGAGGGCAAAAGGCAUCUUUGCUAUGAAUCUUGGCUGAUUCUGAUCAGCAGUUUCAUAAUGGCUGGUAGAGUGUCAUGCUCAUAAGUAAAAACAGAUACAAACUACAGUGUAUAUACCUCUGUUUUCUUUUAAAACUUGCUGAAUUUGCAAGGCGCAGGUCAUUUCAGAACUUUCAGCAGUGCUGCAGUUCUCUCAUGCACUUGCAGAUUUAGCUUUUGAAAGCUUAUUUUAAACCUUUUUUUGCUCUCUGUGAGGGUGAUGUGUUCCUAAGCCCUCUGCUAGCUUUUAUCUUUUGUGUAAGUAAUUCUGUGAAAGUGAUCCAUUCAGCCCUGGUGGUGGAGACAUAAUGCAUGAGAUGCUUACAUCUUAGUAGCAGCCGUAAGGGUUGUGCUGGCUUGUAUUAUAGCUAGCUUCUCCUUUUAGAUUGCCGGGCCAUGUGUCAUAUAGCAGUAUGCUUCAUCUUAAGAAUCAAAACUGCCUGCAUGAUUGAGACUACAAUAACAAUGUGGACCGAAAAUUAAUUCCAAGUUACCCUUCUACCAAGUUGUUGAGUAAAUGGAUAAAAUCACACGUACCUACCAAUGAAGGCUAGUUCAGCUUUUAGAUGUCCCUUUUAUAGUACUUUAAAGAGCAACCCAAAAUUGUUAAAUGGUUACAGACUAAAAGUGCAUUUAAUAGCAAUUUUCAUACAAUCUUGAAAACCAAAAUCUGUUUGAGGGAGAGACAAAAUCCUGAUAGUGUGGUAUUUUUAACAAGCUUAAUAACUCCCCAUUAUGUAAAAGUAUUCACUGGUUGCAGUUAAAUGCUCAUGUAUAUAUGAUUGGUUCUUAAUUUUGUAAAAUAAAGAAUUUUCUUAAGGCAUGAGACUUUUUGACUUUUUCCACACUUCUUUUGAAAUUGUGUUUUAAAAAGGUCUCCUAGAUCAAAAGCUACAAAGCAAAGCUGGCAGCAUGCCUUAAUCUGCCAACUGAUUUCUGUGAGAUAAGUUACCCCCCCCCCUUCAGUAGUUUUAGCCAAUGAGUGAUAUCAAGCGAGUUUUUGGGAUCUUUGGGGGUCUUAAAAGGCUGCUGUUUUCCACCCCACCCUCAGCUAGUGGCUUCUGUCUCCUUAGGUCUCCUAAGACUUGUGGCAAAUAUAAUGUACAGUGGUACCUGAAUGCCACAAACCCAGAAGUGUUCCAGUUUGCAAACAUUUUUUUGGAAGCCAAACCUCCAUUUUGGCUGUUGGCAUUGUUUCCGGGGCCAAUCAGCCGCGCCUUGGUUUGUGAAUGUUUUGGAAGUCGAAGAGACUUCCAUAACGGAUUGAGUUUGAGAACCAAGGUACCACUGUACUUACAGAAAAUGGUAUACUGAGGGGAGGUCAAGAAUAUCUUGCCUUACCUUAUACGCAAGAUUAAUUGAUAUGCAUACUACAAUUAGCACCAUCCAUGCAUGUUUUUUUUCUUUAUUCCCCAUCCUACUUUUGGUAUAAGAUAUCUUCACAAGGUUGCAAUGAUGAGCGGUAAACUGUGCUUUGUAUCAUCCAUACUAGCAUUUUUUAAAGGUGCCCUUGCAGGUCCCUUUGUGCAGUAGGCAGCAUCCAUCCUCAAAUCUUUGCAAAAUUUGCUUAUGAAAGCAGUGAUGAAAAAAUAAAUUUCAUUUUUAGAACAUAUACUAUUUAUUGGUCAAUUGUCGUGCACAGAAAGUUAAUAGAAACUAUGUACGUUAGAGAAUGUACAUUAGAGAAUCCUUCCACAGAGUAUUGCAUCAAAAUAGAAAAUAAGUUGACAGCACUAGAAAAAAAAUGGAUACUUCUGGUAGGUUGGGUUUUCUUUCUGCACAUUAUUUCAGAAAGCUCUCACGGACCGGCAUGACUAUGUAGAAGUAUCUUGUUCAUCCAUUCUAGAAUGAGACAUAUUUCGUCCUUACAAAUGUGAGUUCCUUUGUAUUUUCUAAGUAGUUCUAAUGACUUCUCCUGUAAUUCUGGAACUACUUCAUGGUGCUGGACACUCAUGUGAAGCACAACAAGACAGCACUCAAGUACGUCGGGGAAGGGAGAAACCUGGAAAAAAGAAAAAAAAUUGUAUUUUUACACACUGGAAACUCCUAUGUAUAACUCCAAGCUGAGGUGAUAUAUCUUACCACAUUUCCCAGCUGCAUUAUACGAUCAAUAUAACGACAUUGCCAGAUUUAGUGCUAUUCCAAAGAGCACAAUAUGGCUUUGGCUGGGGAGGGCGGGAUAUAAAUAAAAUUUAUUAUUAUUAUUAUUAUUAUUAAAGCUACACUGCUGCUGCAGUAAGCAGCUUUUCAGCUGCAUGGGUAUCUUCAGUGAUGACUGCUGCAUAUUUCAGGUGAACAUAACUCGCUUGCUCAUAGGUAUAUUCUGGGGUCACAUAUUUUAGAAUUCAUUCACUUUUCCAACUUGAAGCUGUACAAGUCAGCUGUUUUGCUAACCAGUCAUUGACAUCAUUGAAAGGGUAGCUUGAAACGAGUGCUAUGCAGAUUUUUAAACCAACUGAUCUUGUAAAAAACAGGAUUUUGCCCUCCAGCUGUUGCUGGACUACAACUCCCAUUCUCCCUGGCGAAAUUGAAUCUUAACAUCUGUAGGGCCACAGGUUAGCCACCUACUGCUACAACAAAACAAGCAUCUUCAAACAUAUCUUCAAGGAGACUCAAAUCUCUUGAUUUCCUUCUGUCAAGUUAUAACAAUAAUAAUUUAUUAUUUAUACCCCGCCCAUCUGGCUGAGUUUCCCACAAGCUUGUGCUGUUAAGUAAAGCAGGGAAACAAGGAUUUUGCUCCAUGUUAAAGUCAGACUUACCUUUAUACUAUCUGGGAACUCUGCCAGUUUCUGAUUUGCUUCUGUUAGUUGUUUUGUCAAAUCUAGCAGAGAAACUGGUUCAUUCACUUGUUCCUUACUGUAAAGAAGUUUUAAGAGAUCACAAUUUCAAAAAUACAAAAAAGUUAAAUAUUCCCAACCUGCCACUCACUUUAACUUAGAAAUUAAAGUGUGAUUAUAAGGCUUGAUAACUGUGUGUCAUUAAACAUUAUGAAACUGACUUCCAUAUAAUAAAUACCACUAUAAAAGGAAUGCAGCAAAAAAAUCAGAUCAGUUUUUUGUGAAGUGUGUCAAAGGUUUCUCUCAGGGUUAGUGUAUCAAAUAUUCACAGCCAAGGUCUCCCUGAAAAGCUCACACUGAGUGGAGAGACUAUUAACACCUUUUCCAUGUGUCAUAUCCAACUAAAUCAACGCAAACAUGGAACAACAUCUGCAAGUACAACAGAACUUCUCUCAUCUGGUAAUCCCAACCACACCGUCAGAAGGUCUGAGGGUUUGCUUGGUUUUUUUUUACAACUAUCACACAACAGAAAUUUAUGAAUUGGGGCCUAGUUCAAUGGGAUUCCACAGCCAGCUUUGAGCACUACCAUCACUAAAAUGCACCACUUACUUCUGACUCUGGCUUGCUGGGGAUUCAGCUAAAUCCUGGCUGUUGGUGGCACUUUGGUGGAGGUUGUUUUUCUGAUGUUGGUUGAUCAUGUCUGCCAAAGUCUGCUGAAUUCUAGAGAUCUCUCUCUUUGUACUUUGGAUUGCAGCAUAUUCUUCUGAAAGGAGCACUCUACAGCCCCUCAGUUUUGCUUGUCUUUCCACUAAAAGGCUUGAGCUGGCUACUGAAUCAGUCUCUGAGUGUGUGCAAUUGUUAUGUCCUCUUGAAAGCGGAUCUUCAACUUCAGUUUCUUCAGGCAAAGAGACUCUUUCAAUGUUACUCUGGCCAGGAGUGGACAGCUCAAAAGUGCAAGCCUCCGAGGUCAGCCCUGGUUGUUCCACGACACGCAAAUCCACACGUUCCGGGUUCCACCAAAGAUCGUAUAGUUGCCCAUAAGCUACAAAUGCCUCCAGGCUUUUGCAGGCUGCCAUACUUUGCAAAUCUGUGCUGUCCAGCUUCUCUCUUAGAUGAGCGCAACCUGCCAAAACAUAAUAUAUGCACAGCUGGAAAGGAACAUGGGUUCACUUACCAUACCUUCUAGGCUGGCACAGUGAGGAAGGCAUUCAUGUGAUGGGCUGCUUGCCCUGAUUCACUCAGGAGGGACUACAUGACAGGUGAUUUAAUGUAGAACUUCCUCCCCCUAGAUACCCUCCAGUUUUUCAUCUGUGACAAAGCUACAACUUAGUAGUAUCCAAAAGAAGUAAAACACAGAAGACAUCCCCGUCACUAAGCAGAGGCCAGUUCCCUUUUGACUGGUGGAAAUGAAAUACAGUGGUGCCUCGCAAGACGAAAAGAAUCCGUUCUGGGAGUCUCUUCGUCUAGCGGUUUUUUCGUCUUGCGAAGCAAGCCCAUUGAUGGGAUUAGCGCUAUUAGCGCUAUUAGCGGCUUUUAGCAGCUUAUCAGCUUAUCGGAUAAGCAGAUAAGCGGCUUAGUGACUUAGAAAAAGAGGGGGGAAAGGAAAAAAAAAACCCAGGAACUCGCAAGACAUUUUCGUCUUGCGAAGCAAGCCCAUAGCAGAUUCGUUUUGCGAGGCACCUCCAAAACGGAAAACUCUUUCGUCUAGCGAGUUUUCCGUCUUGCGAGGCAUUCGUCUUGCGGGGCACCACUGUACAAGAAGUGUCAUUGGAAGUGGCCUUGUAGAUGCCUCACUAUGCUAGCCUAAUCAGGGUCAGAUACAGAGUGGAAUGUUAGUUAUUUUUUAAAACAAUGCCUUGGUUUACACAACAGAACUUCUCUAGAACACUGCGCUGAUUAUCCAUAAUCUGCAUACUGUAUAGAACAAGGAGGACGUAAGCAGUCCUCUCCCUUUCAACAGUUCAGUACAACUGCUUUGUUAAUCUAUUAAUUAUAUUUAAUUCUCUGCUAAACUUACGGUUUGUGGUGUACCAGGGCAAAAAGUCAUGGGUUGUAUCCAACUAAAUCAUUAUGUGAGCAUGAUGAAAAUUUCCUUCCCUCUCCUCCUUCAUGUGCCCUCACAGGGGAAGUUAUGAUGCCCCAACAGUAGAUGUUCUGUGUAUGCAAUGAUUGAGAUGGAUACAAACUCAUGGUCCUAGCUUCUGAUGCAACACAGCUAUCCCUUUCCUGGUUUGCUUAUCAACGUGCAUCAAAGCUGGAGGAACAUGGUUGCAUGCAGAGUAUGGUUU
Messenger RNA from Podarcis lilfordi (Lilford's wall lizard), 14267 nucleotides. Lineage: Eukaryota; Metazoa; Chordata; Lepidosauria; Squamata; Lacertidae. The record is from the annotation of a GenBank genome assembly.